AUCCGGGUAAGUGAACUCUUUAUUUCCACCAAUGCAAUUAUUAAUUUUUUUUAUAUAAUCUAUAUCUUUCCAAUUUUACGGGUGUUAGUUUUUUGUUUUUUUUGGUUCGUUACAACUCCUAUUUGCAUAUGAUUGGUCUUCAAUCUAUUGGUUUGGCUCAUUUGUACAUGUGAGAGCGAAACCGAAGGUUUAUAUUUAUUUAGCUUUGAGACACAUUGUUUGAUAUAGUUUAAAGCUCCCAAUUCAUAAUAUUUUUUCUAUGAAGAGCAGAGGUUGCCGUCCAUUUGUUUUCUUUUGAAUUAUUCUAAAUCACAUUUGCAGUGGGAAAUAGCUACCGUGGACAGUCUUUAUUUGGUCAUUAGCAUUUUCUGUUCUACGCAGUUAAACGGAACAUGUAUUGAAGUUAAGUUGACCGUAGCUAUAACACCAUCAUGAAAUCCUUGUGCAACAGUUAUAGGACCCUUGUUCUUUGCUUUGUGAUGCAGUAGAAAACAAACCCACUUCAACAACCACCUGAAACACACUUCUACAGCUAUGCAAAUCUGAUUUGAAACAACAAAUAUUAAGAGAUGAACACCAACUUUGAGCAAAUAAAAACUUGGAGAUUUGUUAUUAAAAUUUUAAUCAACUUUUCAUUACAUAAACUUGAGCCUAUUGGCUUCACAUUUCAUUAUCCCAAUCUGAUAUGGGUCUGCACAUAGACCUGCAUUAAAAUGUAUUAACAACAGCAAAUGGCUUCUCCAAAAGUCUUCUUUCAAACUCUCCUACUUAAGCUGCACCUGUAGCCAACAAGUUAAACUUUUCACACCCAAAAAAAAUCCCAACUCUCUAUUCUUCUUCCUAAAAUCUGAAGUUCUCCUAGUUUUAGAAAACCUUGCCCAAAAACCAACCAAAACAAAACCCCCAAUACUGCUGUCCCCUCCCCACAAAAGCCUUGCACAACCUUUAUUUAAAAACACCACAAAAACACCAAAAAAAAAAAGAAAACUGACCCACUACACAUCACCCGAAGAAUCAAAUUAAUUCAUUUUUGCUAAUUUUAGAGUCUGCGGGGACUCCACUACUCAGAGCAUGACAGGCAAUAAAACUCCCCACUACUUAGUCAAAGUAGACACACACCAAAAAAAAAAAUGAAAACCAUAUUGGGGUAUGUGGAUGGUCUGCAUCAGACACCCAAGGCAGAAAUAAAUGUUUCAUGAGUGAAACUAAUACAUUUAUAAUUCAUGUGCAUGUUCUGCAUCCACUUCUCUACCUCAUCUUCUUGAAUAUGCUUAAUAGUUUCCUCUGUAAUUCAAUGUCUUUCCCAUUCUUCAAUUUUUCUCUUUUUUCUCCUUCUUUUCAUAUAAUUCAUCUCUCACCGACAUGCACUAGGAAACUUUGGAAAACCAUAAGCUUCGAUGUGAUCCUCUUUAGUAAAAUAAUCAAAUUUAUGCAUUACCUCUUUCCUUGAAAUUGUUGCGACAACUUGUCCAUCAUCUUUCUCCUUUGCAACAUCGUGUUCUUCUCUCUUUGUGUCUUUUAAAAGACACUGCCUUGCUGCAAACUUUUCCUCCUCUACAUUCACAACAAUGUUAGAAAAACAUCCAAGGGAUUCUUCUUUUCCAUCCCGCAACAAACUAUUAGUUACAAAACCAAUAUCUUCAACAAUCUCUUUAUCAAUCAAAAGAUCAUCCAUCAAUACAACUUUCCACUGUUCAUCCUCUUCUUCAUUUAUAUCUUCCAACUCUUCCCAUUCUCUAUCAACUGCUUCAAUAUACUUCACCAAAUCUUCUUUCUCAAUUUCUUCUUAGUUAGCUUUAGCAAAACUAACAUGUUCACGCUUCAUGCCAUCUAUAUCAUCUACUAAACAAACUCUUGUAUUGCUACAUAUCUUUUCCAUCGCAUCAUGCAAUGGCUUCAACUUAUGUUUCACUCCAUCCUUCAUCAAUGAGUAAACAUUGGUAUAUCCAUCAUGCACUACUCUCCUGUCAAAUUGCCAAGGCCUCCCUAACAAAACAUGACAUGCAUCCAUAGGCAUAAUAUCACUCAUUAUCUCAUCAUAAUAUGUUCCAAUAUUAAACUUUACCAAGCUUUGUUCAUUGACCAAAACUUUCUUGUCAUCUUGUAGCCAAGCUAUCCUAUAUGGAUUUGGAUGCUUCUUUUUUUCUUUUAGUUUCUUCACCAUCUCCUCUAACACCAGGUUGUUAGUGCUCCCACUAUCAAUAAUGACAUUACAAACUUUACCCUUGCACUUGCAUCUUGUCUUGAACAACUUCUUUCCUUGUGCUAGUUCAUUGUCUUCACUUAUUAGUGCCCUUCUAGUCAUCAGGAUUUCUCCUCCUUUGGCUUCUUCUGACUGGGAUGAAUGCUCUCCUUCUUCAUUCAUAUUUUCUGCCCUAUUCUGAUCUUCUUGGUCUUUCCUCUUCAUGAGGACACUCAGGAUUUAUGACCUUAUUCACUGCAUUUGUAGCACAUUUCUCUGAAGGUUCCUCUUCUGAACCUCUUCCAGAUCUUCCUCGGCCUCUUGAACUUUGAUCUCUUGACCCAUAUGUGUCUUCAUAUUUCUGAUUUUUAUUGUUGCCCCCCUCAUCAAAUUUUUGAUUUUUUUGGGGGUUAUCAUCUCUUUUGAAUGUUCUUCCAUCGGUCUUUCCUCCUUGGCCUCUUCCUCUCUGUUUAUUUUCAAAUCUUUUGUUCAUUUUGUCCUCAAUCUUUAAGGCAAUUUGGUAUGCAUCUUCCAUUGGAAGGACUCUCAUUAAAGUCAUUUCCUCUUGUAUGCUUGGCCUCAAGCCAUUAAUAUACCUUGCCACCUUCUCCUUAGUUGCCUUAGAAUGCUCGGUUAUAAUGAAGAUUUUGUGAAACUCCUUUGUAUACUCUUUUAUUCUCUUGGCUCCUUGUUUCAAUCUUUGCAUCUUCUUGAGUAGAUCUAAUUCAUGGUCUAUAGGAAUGAAUUGUCUCUUCAUUGUCUCCACCAUUUUGUCCCACUUUGUGAAUUUUUUUUCCUUUUCUUCCUCUUUCUAAUUGGACUUCUCUCCACCAAAUUGAAGCAUGUCCUUUUAGCUUGGUUUUAGCAGACCUCACUCUAUCAGGAUCUCCUAUUUCCUCAAACUCAAAAUAUUUUGUGAUGUCCCCUUCUAGUUGACAUCUGUCAGCUGAGUAGAUUAGCCUAUCACUGACCCUCGUAGGCUGAUGAGGUUGGGUAGAGAGUCCUCCAAAGUUUGAUUCACCACCUUCAGAGCAAGCACUCCAGGUCUGGUCUUCGUUUGAGGUCUCCAGGACUCCGUUUGAGAUACUUUCUAUUUUUAGCAGUCCUGCUAUUUAUAGCCAGUAGGUUGGGCAAGGACAGAUUAUGGUUUGACAGUCUCCAGUUCAGACGACAGACAUUUCUGAUGAAUUGUUAGAGAGAUAUUAAUAUUUAAUUAUUUUUAAUUAAAUAUUAAAUGGCGAACUUUAAUGUUUUAAUGUUUUAAAAAGUCACUUUAAGUUAUAACUUAAGUGAGGGUCUAUUUCUCAUCAGAUGGGGCCAGUUUUUAUAUUCAAUGGAAGAUGAUUUAUUUUUGACACUUCAAUAGUCAAAAAUAAAUAAUAAAAGUUAAAAUAUCAUUAAAGGCCAAGUCGCACCUUUCUUGGGAAUCGCGCCAACCCUAAAUGGAGAAGAUUAAAGAAGAUUUUAGGUCUUCUUUUCAUUAUGCUAAGUUUUGAUAUUUUUGUUUGGAGCUCUGAGAGGAGUUUUGGCCUAGGGUUUCAGUAGAAGAUUCUUCUGCAGUGAUCAGAGGUAUCGGUACAGGAAAACGUGGGAUUCUUGUGCAACAGCAUCAGAGGUUGUGAAAUAUCAGCUGAUCUUGCUCUUUCAGUUGGUUUUAUCCAGAAACAAAGAUUGGACAGAUUGGAAAGGGGUUUAUUAAUUUUUAUGCAAAAGAUUGAUUGCAGCCGCAGAGUCAGAACAGAGGUAGGAAUAAGUGUGUGACAGAUGGGGGUUUUGUGCAUGUACAGCUUGCUGAUCUGCCGUACCUUUCUUCCUUGAAAGGGUACGAUUUUUGCUGAGGAGUCGUCCAAAAAUUCCAAAACAAAUGCCAGAAGGGACGCCUUGCCAAUGUCUUUCCAUCGGGCUAACAUGCGAGUAUUUUGGGUCAGUUUAAAAUAAAUUGCAGCUUGCUGUCAUAAAAUUUGUGCAUGACCAGCAAUAGGAAAAUAAGGGUUUUAAUAAAAUAUACUGGUAUUUAUUAGUUCUUCUCUAGCUUGAUGUUAUUUUUAUUUGAGUAUUAAAUAAAUGAUGAACGGAUGUAAUGAGGGUUUGAUCAGUGUUGUUGAAUAUAAAUUGAUUUCCAGCAAAUACCAUUAGUUGCUUUUUGUGCUUAAGAUUGUCAAAAUUCUAUUUGCUGUCAUUAUUUGCAAAGAACACACUUGAAACGCAACAGGUUCAGCAAAACGUUAGUUGUCUCAGUUGAGGGCCUUUUGAGGUUCUUAUAGUGGUAUCAGAGCUAAAUCCUGCCAUCCUAAGGGUUUAGCAAUUACAUGCAGUCGCAGGAAACGGUUUCACACAGGUAUUACACACGCAGCAGAGCCUUUCGUGAAGGAGAAUAGAGUUUUAACAAGCAGUCAGAUACCAUGGGUGAAAGGCAUACAGGCAGUCCAACUAGAGGUCACAGAGCUGAGGAUGAGGAGACAAGAGAAUUCUUUAGGACUAUGACCACUGGGCAGCAACAGGUUGCGCAGGCUUUACAGACACUCACCACCAUGAUGGAGCGUAUGAAUCCUCCAAACCGAAACAAUCAAGAACCAGAGGACAAUAGGAGUGUAGCCAAUAUUCCUAGACCUCACAGGGUAGCUACACGCACAGUUGACAGGCCUUCAAGGCCAAAUUUUUUGGCAGAAGAACCUGAGGAUGUUGCCAGAGCCGAGGCAGAACCUGUUUUUGUUGAUAAUGUUAUGAUGGUACAUGAUGAGUGGAGUCUUCUUCCACCUGAUGUGAGGCAGAAUCUGAAUUUUGAUCAGUUAAUGAGGCAAAAACAGGAGGUAGAGAGAAACAGGCAAGAGAGGAGGCCUUGUUCUCAACAUAGAGAUCUUGAGUUUGCCACAAGCAAGCUCACCCUACCUUAUUAUGAUGGCAGAGGUGCAGUUACAACUAGAUCUUGGAUCCAUAAACUGGAUACAUACUUCACACUGAGACCCAUGAUUGAAAGGGAUGCAAUUAAGUUUGCAACCUUACACUUGGACGGUAUUGCACAUGAGUGGUGGCAUAAUGGACUCAUCACUCUCCAACAUGAUGAGAUUACCACCUACCAGGAGUUCGCUGAUUUGUUAGUUGAGAGGUUUGAUAAAAAAGACCCCGAGUCAUACUUCCGGGAGUUAGCACAGCUGAAACAAACAGGGAACUUGGAGGUGUAUUUUUCAGAGUUUUUGAAGCUGUCAUACAUGGUAAAUAACAUGUCAAAUCAGCGAUUAGUAGUGUUGUUUAUAGAGGGACUCAUGGAGCCUUUGAGAGGCUGGGUAAAGACAUUUGAUCCCCCAACACUUCUACUCGCCAUUAAAAAGGCACGGAGUAUGGAUGUGACAGCCACUCAAAAUAAAUUUGGGACAAAAGGAUCAACAUCUUUCAAAGAUAAUAGGAAUUCCAGCAAAGGGAAAGAAAAAUCAGACUUUAGAAAUGAUUACAAGCCAAAGCCAACAGCCCCUCCCUUAGAUCGGGAGACACUUAACGAUUUAAGGCAAAAGAAACUCUGUUUUUAUUGCAAAGGUCCAUAUGAUGCCAACCAUGAUUGUCCUUUGAGGCCUAAGGGCAAGGCAAACAGAGUAAUGUGGGCAUAUUAUGAAGAUUCUGAAUCUGAUCAUGAAGGUCAGCCUGCUGGUUAUGAGAAUUUAGAGGCUGAAGAUGACACACAGGGUCCUCCGAGACUCGACAAAAUGGAUGCAGAAGGUGAUGAGCACCUUAAGGAGGCACUUCUCAUGAGUAUUCGACAGGAAGGGUCAUUUAGAAUGAGAGGAGUACUUGCUGGUCAGAAAGUUAUUACACUGCUGGAUACCGGAGCCACACAUAACUUUAUUGAUGCCAGGUUGGUGGAGAAGAGAGGAAUCCAAACAGAGGAGUUUGAGGGCAUUCGCGUGAGGGUGGCAGAUGGUUACACUUUAAAGUGUAAUAGGAUGAUCACACAACUCCCAUUACGUGUAAACAAUUAUGAAUUUGAGACUGAUUUCUAUGUGGUUCAGAUGGGAGACACAGAUUUGGUCCUUGGUAUGAAGUGGUUGCAUGAACUAGGCAAGUUUACACUUGACUUGCAGGAGAUGGAGAUGUCUUUCACCAUUGAUGAGAAAACACAUGUGCUGAAAGCGAUUAAGGACAGCAAUUUCAGAAUGAUUACACUCAGGCGGAUGCAGAGGCUUGUACGCCAUGAUCAGACUGAGUGGGUAGCAGAGUGUAUGAUCAUGCUUAAAAAGUUGAAUAUCAUCCGAACAUUCAGAUACUGAGAACCAAACAUAGAAAGGUUUUCAGUGACGUACCAUCAGGGAGGCCACCAGAUAGGGGUUUUGAGCACAUCAUUGAGCUAGAGGAGGGAGCGAAGCCAGUAAUGAUUACUCCAUAUAGACAUCCGAAGCGCCUGAAAGAUGAAAUAGAUAAAACCAUGCAGGAGCUUCUGGCCAUGGGACAUAUUCGGCCUAGUAAGUCCCCCUUUGCUUCUUCAGUUGUUUUGGUGAAGAAGGAUGGCACAUUGCGGAUGUGUAUUGAUUACAGGGUCCUUAAUAGGCGGAUGAUCAAAAACAGAUAUCCCAUCCCGCGUAUUGAUGAGCUCAUAGAUGAAUUACAUGGGGCUUGUUAUUUUUCAAAGAUUGAUUUGAGAUCAGGCUAUCACUAGAUCAGUGUUCGUGAGCAGGAUAUUGAGAAGACUGCUUUUCGUUGUCAUUAUGGACAUUUUGAGUUUGUGGUUAUGCCAUUUGGGCUAACCAAUGCUCCUGCUACUGUCGAGUCCACAAUGAACAAAGUCUUCAGACAUCAGUUGAGGAAAUCAGUAUUGGUGUUCUUUGAUGAUAUACUGGUUUACAGUCGUACUUGGGAGGAGCACCUCAGUCACCUAGAUACAGUUUUGAGCAUUCUGAGCAGGGAGUCCUUGUAUGCCAAGGAAUCCAAAUGUGACCUUGGAAUGACUGAGUUAUUGUACUUGGGCCAUAUUAUCAGUGCAGAGGGAGUGCGGAUGGAUCCCGAGAAGAUCUGUGCUAUUGUAGAUUGGCCUACUCCAGUGAACCUCACUCAGUUGCGUGGGUUCUUGGGCCUAUGUGGUUUCUAUCGCCGUUUUGUAAACGGUUAUUUGCGCCAUGCGGCACCUUUGACAGACUUGAUGAAAAAGGGUGCCUUCUUAUGGACUCCUAAGACCCAGGAGUGUUUUGAGAGGUUCAAGGAGCUCAUGACUUCAUGUCCAGUACUUGCUACACCUGACUUCUCGAAGUCAUUUGAGUUACAAUGUGAUGCCUCUGGUGAGGGCAUUGGGGCGGUGCUUAUGCAGGACAAACACCCUAUUGCUUAUGAGAGUAGGAAACUCCAUGGAUCUGAGAGAAUUUACAGCAUUUAUGAUAAGGAAAUGUUGGCCAUAAUGCAUGCAUUGGCCAAGUUUAGACAGUACUUAGUGGGCAGCAAGUUCUGCAUUAAGACUGACCACAAUAGUUUGAGACAUUUCCUUGGGCAGCGUGACUUAAAUGACAGGCAACAAAAGUGGGUCAGCAAACUUACAACUUUGAUAUUUCCUAUAUCAAAGGCACACAGAAUGUAGUUGUAGAUGCCUUGUCACGUCGUCCCCACCUGAAUUCUAUGGUCCAAAUAGUAGAGGAUUGGCGGCAUAUUAUAGUGGCAGAGUACGCCAAAGAUAGUUGGGCUGCAGGUGUGAUAGAGGGGUCAGUAAUGGACAGCAGCUAUACAGUUGUAAAUGAAUUGAUCAUUUACAAGAGGAGAGUGUACUUGAUCCCAGGAUCAGAGUUGAGGAGUAGGGUACUGCGGUUCUGUCAUGAUGAACCGAUAGCAGGACAUCCCGGGUUUUUCAAAACCUACAAACAGGUGCGUGAGCGCUUCACGUGGAAAGGGCUCAAGGCGGAUGUUCUACAGUAUGUUAGAGAGUGCCUUGUUUGUCAGCAGAAUAAACAGGAGCAUACAUACCCUGUUGGUUUACUUUAGCCACUUCCAAUUCCUGACAGGAAGUGGGAAUGUUUGUCUAUGGAUUUCAUCAUAGGGUUACCGAGAGCGCAGGGACGUGAUUGCAUAUUUGUGGUUGUGGAUCGUUUGACGAAGUAUGCUCACUUCUAUCUGAUCACCACCACUUAUUCAGCUAUUCAGGUAGCAGAGUUAUUCUUCAGAGAGGUAUUCAAAUUACAUGGGUUGCCUCGGACUAUUGUCAGUGAUAGGGACACGCGGUUUUUGAGCCACUUUUGGCAAGAGCUUUUCAGACUCUGUGGGACCGAUCUUACACCGAGCACUAGUUACCACCCUCAGACUGAUGGCCAGACUGAGAUAGUUAACAAAUGGGUGGAGGGAUACCUCAGGAACUAUAUUUUAGGGCAGCAAAAGGCGUGGGUGAAGUGGAUUUACCUUUAUGAGUACUGUUACAAUACCACUCACCACAUGUCCAUUCAGAUGACUCCAUUUACAGCAUUGUACGGGUAUGAACCUCCCAGUUUCAUUGACUUAUUGCUGAGUGACAGUAGGGUGCCUAGUGCGGGAGACAUGAUACAGGAGAGUCAGGACAUUGUGAAGACUUAAGGAAAAUAUAGCCAAGGCACAAAAUCAGCAAAAACAAUAUGCUGAUUAGAAGAGGACAGAGAGGUCAUUUGAGGUAGGAGACAUGGUGUAUUUGAUGUUGCAGCCUUAUCGACAGUCUACUCUCAGGAGGAGUGGAGCAGAGAAGCUCAAGCCUCGAUAUUAUGGCCCUUUCAGAGUAACCAGGCGUAUAGGUGAGGUGGCUUAUGAGUUGGAUUUACCGGCAGAUAGCAGAGUACACAAUGGGUUUCAUGUGUCACGUCUCAAAAAGGCGUUGGGACACCGUUGUAAAGCGGAAAAUCGCGAUCGAACCCUAGCUGCUCUCCCCUCUUCCAACUCCAAGGAGAGAGAAGGGAGAUUCACUAGGGUUGAUGGUUUUCACUUAGGGGAGAGACUUUACAUUCAAAAGAGGGGUUGAAACCCACAAGAUCCAAUCCCACACAAUGCAAGAUUGGAUGCUAAAUGUGUUUCAAGGGUUAAGAAAGCAAGGCUACCCUCUUUUGUAAAGAAUGUUGAUAGAAGAAUUAAGCUAGGAAUGCAUAGAAAGUGACAAAGAUUCGCUUAUAAACUGAGAUAGGGAUACAGUAUGAAGCUGCGGACCUGGAAUUAGCAGUAAAAUGUCGAUACGGCGCUGUCCUGCAAAUUCGAGCAAAAGUUGUCGGGACGAUGGCGCCCGAGCGCCACGGUCCUCCGAAAAAUCCGUGAAACGAAGGGGGAUCUGUUCGUCUCUGCACAAGGAUUCCAGAUCUUCAAUUUCAGUCGCGUACCUGCAACCUACACACAGAAAAGCGAAGACGAUUGGGGGGUUAGGGAUUAGGGGUUUGCCUUUAGGUCAAACCCCGGUUUUGGAAUUAACCAAGAAAUGAGCAAGUGCUGUAAAUGUAAAUGUAUGUAAAACAAGUACUAAUACCUUGUUCUAAGGAUGUUUGUAUCCUUAUGUGCGAAGGUAUAGAUGUUGUAUGUUGUUGUAAUAUGUAGUAUGUGAUCUCCUCUUCAAUGGUUGGAUCCUUGUCUUGAAUGCAACACUUGGCCUUGAAUGGAGACUUAGAAGGAAUGCUUGAAUGUUUGAAUGUUUGAGUAUAGUUUCCACGCUUGUAUACAUAUGUCCUUCUUACUUUCAUCUUCUCCCCAAAAUGUGAGAGAAAAUGUAGUUUAUAUACUUGUCAUUUAGGGCUGAUAGACUGAUUUUCCCGACCUUAGGCCGACCAGGAAAGUUAAUUUCCAAAUUGCAAACAAAAAGACCCGAGACCCCUUAGGAGACCGGGCCCAAAAUAGGACCCAGGGACCAGGGCGCUGGGCGCUCUGGUCCCACCUCCCGGGACAGCAGGGUGCAAAGGAGGUUCAGGCCAGGGUGCUUGAAAAUGCAGUUUUCAGUGUCGUGAGCAAGUUUCGGGGUCUCCAUUCAGGUUGCGUGUUGCGUCGCCAUCGUGAAGACCGAAAUGCAGUCGAAAUUGCAAGUGUCGCAAUUUUAGGACGCUACAACCGUAUUGUUCCUUCCACGGUCUUACCACCCUUGGAUGAUGAGGGAAAGUUGAUACUCGUACCUGAGGCUAUCAUUGAGUUCAGGGAGAGGAAUUUCAGGAGAUGAACUAUCACAGAAUACCUGGUGAAAUGGAAGGAUUUGCUGGUAGAGGAUGCUACUUGGGAGAGCGAGGAGAUUUUAUAGCAUCCGGAGUUGAGAUUGCUUGAGGACAAGCAAUUUUGGGAGGGGCGAACUGUGAUGUCCCCUUCUAGUUGACAUCUGUCAGCUGAGUAGAUUAGCCUAUCACUGACCCUCGUAGGCUGAUGAGGUUGGGUAGAGGGUCCUCCAGAGUUUGAUUCACCACCUUCAGAGCAAGCACUCCAGGUCUGGGCUUCGUUUGAGGUCUCCAGGACUCCGUUUGAGAUACUUUCUAUUUUUAGCAGUCCUGCUAUUUAUAGCCAGUAGGUUGGGCAAGGACACAUUAUGGUUUGGCAGUCUCCAGUUCAGACGGCAGGCAUUUCUGAUGAAUACUUAGAGAGAUAUUAAUAUUUAAUUAUUUUUAAUUAAAUAUUAAAUGGCGAACUUUAAUGUUUUAAUGUUUUAAAAAGUCACUUUAAGUUAUAACUUAAGUGAGGGUCUAUUUCUCAUCAGAUGGGGCCAGUUUUUAUAUUAAAUGGAAGAUGAUUUAUUUUUGACACUUCAAUAGUCAAAAAUAAAUAAUAAAAGUUAAAACGUCAUUAAAGGCCAAGUUGCACCUUUCUUGGGAAUCGCGCCAACCCUAAAUGGAGAAGAUUAAAGAAGAUUUUAGGUCUUUUUUUUCAUUAUGCUAAGUUUUGAUAUUUUUGUUUGGAGCUCUGAGAGGAGUUUUGGCCUAGGGUUUCAGCAGAAGAUUCUUCUGCAGUGAUCAGAGGUAUCGGUACAGGAAAACGUGGGAUUCUUGUGCAACAGCAUCAGAGGUUGUGAAAUAUUAGCUGAUCUUGCUCUUUCAGUUGGUUUUAUCCAGAAACCAAGAUUGGACAGAUUGGAAAGGGGUUUAUUAAUUUUUAUGCAAAAGAUUGAUUGCAGCCGCAGAGUCAGAACAGAGGUAGGAAUAAGUGUAGAACAGAUGGGGGUUUUGUGCAUGUACAGCUUGCUGAUCUGCCGUACCUUUCUUCCUUGAAAGGGUACGAUUUUUGCUGAGGAGUCGUCCAAAAAUUCCGAAACAAAUGCCAGAAGGGACGCCUUGCCAAUGUCUUUCCAUCGGGCUAACAUGCGAGUAUUUCGGGUCAGUUUAAAAUAAAUUGCAGCUUGCUGUCAUAAAAUCUAUGCAUGACCAGCAAUAGGAAAAUAAGGGUUUUAACAAAAUAUACUGGUAUUUAUCAGUUCUUCUCUAGCUUGAUGUUAUUUUUAUUUGAGUAUUAAAUAAAUGAUGAACGGAUGUAAUAAGGGUUUGAUCAGUGUUGUUGAAUAUAAAUUGAUUUCCAACAAAUACCAUUAGUUGCUUUUUGUGCUUAAGAUUGUCAAAAUUCUAUUUGCUGUCAUUAUUUGCAAAGAACACACUUGAAACACAACAGGUUCAGCAAAACGUUAGUUGUCUCAGUUGAGGGCCUUUUGAGUUUCUUACAUAUUCUUCCAUAUCAUUCAGCCAAUCUACCUAUUCUUCUGGAUUGAAAUUCCCACUAAAUGUAGGAACAUCGAUCUUGGGUCUUUUUCCUAUCCUUGAUAAUGCAAUUACCAAUGGGUCAUUUGCAACUACUGCCACUGCUUCUCUUUGCUCAGUUGUUUGGCUGGCAUUCUCCAAAAUCUCUUCUUCUUCAUCACUCACUGGGUCUCUCAUUCUUGCAAACCCUCUUCUAAUCUCUUCUUGUAAGGUUUCGACUUGUUUUCUUAAGGCUCUAAAAUCAUCAUCAUGAACAAAAUUACCACCUCUUCCCCUGCUUCUAACUCCAACUCUACCCCAACCACGUGGGACUCCUUUUGCAUUCAUUUUACCAACACCCACAAACUCGACCUUGGUGCAAGUUGCCUCCCUCUGGUGAAUCUGCUAGAGUUUUUUGGCUUUGAUACCACUGAUGCAGUAGAAAACAAACCCAUUUCAACAACCACGUGAAACACACUUCUAGAACUAUGCAAAUCUGAUUUGAAACAACAAAUAUUAAGAGACGAACACCAAAUUUGAGCAAAUAAAAACUUGAGCUUUUCUAUUAAAAUUUUAAUCAACUUUUCAUUACAUAAACUUGAGCCUAUUGGCUUCACAUUUCAUUAUCCCAAUCUGAUAUGGUUUUGCACAUAGACUUGCAACAAAAUGCAUUAACAACAGCAAAUGGCUUCUCCAAAAGCCUUCUUUCAAACUCUCCUACUUAAGCUGCACCUGAAGCCAACAAGUUAAACUUUCCACACCAAAAAAAACAACCCCAACUCUCUAUCCUUCUUCCUAAAAUCUGAAGUUCUCCUUGUUUCAAAAAAACUUGCACAAAAACUAACCAAAACAAAACUCCCAAUACUGUUGUCCCCUCCCCACAAAUGCCUUGCACAACUUUUAUUUAAAAACACCACAAAAACACCAAAAAAAGAAAACUGACCCACUACACACCACCCGAAGAAUCAAAUAAAUUCAUUCUUGCUAAUUUUAGAGUUUGCAGGGACUCCGCUACUCUGAGCAUGACAGGCAAUAAAACUCCCCACUAGUUAGUCAAAGUAGACACAAAAAACAAAUUUGAAAAUCAUAUUGGGGUAUGUGGAUGCCCUGCAUCACUUUGACUUUGUUAGGAAAAUGCAAAUGUUGUUGACCAACAUAAUAAAUUUAUCACAACAUUGCACGCAAAGCCUACCUUGAUAGUUUAGAUAGUCUGAAAUAGUCUUGCGUAUUUUUUCUUCAUAGCGACUAGUUUUGAUCACUUAGUAGUAGUGUAACAUUCAACCUUUGGAGUGUGAAUUCCAAUUCAUUUGGAUGGGAAAUACUUAACAUUGGAUGUUUGAAGGUGAAGAAUAAAUUAUUUUAAUGUCCAUGAGGCUAAAAAUAGUCUAUGGGACAGACCGCCUCACAAGUUGACUUCUGCAUUUUAGUCCUUUUUCUAUGCAACAUGAUGAUGAGUGCCCCCAACUUCAUGAUGAUGAGUGCCCUCAACUUCUCUCCAAUCCCCUCACUGAAUAAAUUAUCCCAAGAGCUAGCUGCCAAGGUAUUUAUAUAGCUGUCCAUGCUGUCCUUGAAAGUGUCACACUCUAAAAUGAAGUGUUUUUCUGUUUUCACUUAAUCGGAAGUGCAAAAAAUACACUCUUUCUUCCCAAGUUUCUUUUGGUCUUUCCAAUGUUUGGUUUCACAACAGAGUUGAUGAGAGUUAGUUCUUGACUAAGGAAUAAGAAUUUUGCCUCUCCAAGGGAUAUGGGUCCCUAUGUACACUUUUUGACAAUGGUUACAAGUGGGAUUAAACUCUUCAAUAUAAUAAUUUUUCUUUCUCCCUAGCCUUUCAUCCUAAGUGCGCUUGUGGAACUUAUCCAUAACAAAAGCCUUUAUCUUUUUACCAUUUGUAGGGCACAUGUUCAAGUAAAUAUUCCAUUUACUAAACCAUUUGCUAUUUUGUCUCAUCCAAGUCUUCUUUCAUUUGCACAUUGUGUCAUUGAAGACAACCUUAGGCCAUUUGUCCUCUUCUAUUUGCUCAAUUUUUUAAAAUAUCUUAAGAGUCUCACCAUAACAAUUGCUUCAACAGGCAUAGCCCCCACUUCACUCAACAUGAUAUCAUAAGGGUCUGAAUUUUUCAUUUUGAACUUGUUUGUAAUCAAGCAUUUUUGAAUUUUCUCAAUAUUCUUCAACUGUAAAUUAGAGGUACCAUUGGCCCACAAUUAACAACCAUAGAAUACAAUUGGAAGCACUCAUAGCCCAAAAAGAGUUUGGUUAGUCUUCCAAUCCCAUAGCUCUGCCUCUCUGCACCUAUUAUGAAAAGCAUAAAACACUUUCCAGCCUCCCAAAGUUCUCUUCUUUCUGCAACCUUCCCAACUUAGAUUUUUGUUGAAGUCAUUUAUGAGGUAUUUGUAAUUUGCCACUUCUUCAAGAGAACUGCCUUCAAAGUAGAACUUAUGUUGGCUAUGUUUUCUUUUGUUAGAGAAAAUUAUCACUCUCAUCUUGCUAAUACUGACUUGCAUACCCACCAUUCUACAAAAUUGCUCAAGGGAAAGUAAGUGCUCUUGCAAGCCAAGAGCAAAUUUAGCAAUUAGAAUAAGGUCAUCUGCAUACAAAAGAAGCCUUAUAACAAACUUGCCCAAAUGAACACCAUCACCUCCUUGCAAGCUUAACCAUUCUUCAAGUUUGUCAACGUAUAAACCAAAAAGGGUAGGGGACUAUGGGCAUCCUUGCUUGACCCCGAUAUCACUCUUAAAACUUUCGGAGAUGUCAGCUGAAGUUUUGAUUUUGACUUUUACCUCCUCAUACAGCCUAUGAACAGCUGCUCUAAGAUGCAUAAGAACCCCAAGUCCUUCAUUCUGUGCCAAAGCUUAACUCUAGGGACUAUGCCAAAAGCUUUUUUGAAAUCAACAAAGCAACAAAAGGCUUCCUCUUUUUCCUUCCAAAAUUUUCAAUGACGCACCUUUAAGUUAUACGGUGAUCAACAAUGGAAUGCUUAGGUCUCAAACCUGCUUUCCCUUUAGCUCAUUUAUCUCUUCCUUCUCCCCACUUGUUGAUUCUAUUUUCAGUCAUACUACCAAAUAACUUUGCAAACAAAGGAUUUAUCAUAAUGGUCCUAUAAUUGGAGGGAUUAUUGAUGUCACCACUUUUUAAAAGAGGUAUUGCUAAGCAAGUUGUCCAAUCUAUAGGGAACUUCUGCUAAAUGUUGUUGAAAUUUUUUGUAAUGUGAGGUGCAAGAAUUUUCAUACUCCACUUUAGAUACUCUGCUUGAAGUUCAACUAAGUCUUUUGCUUUACCAACACCCAACUUCUUAAUACCCAUCUUGAUCUCUUGUACGAUGAAAAACUAAGUAGGGGUGUUGACCAAAGGGGGAUGGACAACCUACGAAUCUUGCUCAUAAAGCUGCCUUGCGCAAUCAAACCAUUGAGAAGAUGUAAUAUAAUUUUCAGUUUGUCUCUUUCUUGGUUGACGCUCCUUUCAAAAUAACUUGGGGUUAGUUUUUCCAAGGUACAUUAGCUCUUCCCUCCUUGUGACAAUGAAAUCAGCUUUUUCUUUCUUAAAAUCUGCUUGUAAACUUUGAGGUUUAGUUUUUUGUUGUUUGUUUCUUUCAAAAUUCUCCUUGACUUUUUGUAUUCCUCAUCAAACCAAGCAUUAAUCAAAAAGCUAUUUGUUUUAGAUUUUGUAUUUUUUUCUCUUUUACAUUCAACAAGUGCCCUUUGAAUUAGAUUUGUUAGCUCAGGACUAUAAAGGCCAUGGAGCGGAAUUUUCUCUUCCUAAAAAAGCCUCUCUAGCGCCAUCUGGAAGUGCCCUUUGAAUUAUAUUACUUUGAGGGCUAAUGGAAGCCCCCCACAUUCCUUGUAGACACUCCUCGCUAUUUAUUGGUCAAUGCUUAUGGGCAACAUUCCAUCAGUUUGUGGAAAGGCAUGGAAAGAAAACAGACUCCAACUGUCAUCCUUAGUCAAAUCUUGCAUUUGCAUGAGUGAUGAAGGCAAAAUACCCAAGUGGGAGAGCACAAUAGUACUUCUUGAAGUGGCAAUGAUGAUGUUGGAAUUCUGGUGUGGAAAGAGAGGCACACACAGCUCCUCUACAAGUAGGUUGCACUUGCACUCUCAAACAUCAUCUAGAAACAGGGCAAACUUGUAAUUUGUCAUGCUUCCAUUAACCAAUUUUUCAAAUGGUCUUCCUCUCUAGUCUGUAGUGUUUCAUCUACUUUAAGAGCUAUUUGUUUGACAAGAUCGCUUCUGAGAGCAUUGAAAGAUGCAUUUUGUGAAACAGUAAGCCGAAGCAUCAAGUCAUGAGUCUGUACCUGGCUAUUGUUGAAGGUUCAUUUCAGUAGCAGAGUCUUACCAGCCCCGCUCAUCCCAACAAGGCCGAAUCUUGACAAUUUUUUGUGUUGGUGUGAAUGAAUGAGCUCCACAAGUGUGUUUGAUGCAGAAUCUUGUCCAACAAUGAGUGCCUCCUCAAUAUACUUCUGGUUGGAAGUGGCUGAAAAAGUGAACGGAAAGAGAUCUCCAGAUGUGCCACUGCCGGCAAGUGGUGGAGUAGGCAGAUUAAGAGAAUUUACUCUCUCUUUGAUCUGCUCAAGCACUUGCUGAUUGGCUAGUUGUAGCAAAGCUACAAGAGGUGUAGAGGCUAAAUGCAUUUCCAAAUUUGGAAGGAGCUACCUGAUCUUUCUGCUCAUUUUGUCAUGAGAAAAGAGAUGAGAGUGUGAGGAUACAACGCAGUGCUGGGUCAAAUCAGAUGCUUCCUCCAGAAGAGCAUUCAAGUCGUUCAACCAGCUUUUGACGGUGGAGGGCAAAGGACGGUGAUGGCAACAUUGAUACGACUAAGAAUUUGAUUUCCAAGUGAUUGAAUGGCGUAACCAAUCAUUCGAGAGCUCACAGGAGUAGGACCACUUAUUUUUCAGGCACCUCAGAAAGAAUAUUGAAAACAGGGGAAGAUGUACCAAUAGGAGCUAAAGCUGUGGUUGGAGAAGCAGACUAAUCUACUGGCUUGUCUGAAACGCAAACGCUAUCUUUACCAUUUGAUAUGAAAUGCUAUUAAUUUCUAAAUGUAUGUUGAAGUUUCUAAAUGCAAGUUCCUAUUUUGAAGAAAUCUUUUAAAACUUCCAAAAACAAAAAUGCAGAGCAGAUUUGAAGUUUCCAAAAACAAAAAUGGAGAGCAGAAAUCUAAGACAUAGUUUCUGAAACUUUUUAUCUUGUAAACUAAUCUAAUUAAUAAUUUGUGAUCUUGUAUAAUAAAUUGUAAAAUGCAGAUGGCAAUUCAGAUAAGGAUAGAUAACAUAUUAACAACUGCCUCUCUUAGAGGCAAGUUUCUAUAUCCAUUGAUUUGGCGAUUUCUGUUUAUUUUGGUUUAAAAUAUUUGAGCUCAGAGUCUUCAAUGAGGUUGAUAGUC
This is a messenger RNA of Cryptomeria japonica (Japanese cedar), 17166 nucleotides long. RefSeq lists its product as uncharacterized. The transcript has 2 exons. The coding region runs from base 4585 to 6441 and encodes 618 amino acids. Lineage: Eukaryota; Viridiplantae; Streptophyta; Pinopsida; Cupressales; Cupressaceae. The record is from RefSeq and is a predicted model, not a curated record.